Molecule: messenger RNA, 839 nt
Organism: Polistes dominula (European paper wasp)
Lineage: Eukaryota; Metazoa; Arthropoda; Insecta; Hymenoptera; Vespidae
Gene: cnir
Product: cornichon-like protein
Biological process (GO): vesicle-mediated transport
Source: RefSeq, a predicted model, not a curated record
GGUGGCGUAUAAGUAGUUUCGAUUUCUUGAUGGUUACUACCUCAUGCUUUAUGAAACUUUCUGUUCAGAAAAUAGCCUUGAGUGAGAUAUAUCAAAGAAAAAAACAAUAUUUAUGAUAGUGUUUAUCAUUUAAAUUUAUAUAUUUUGGCAAUGGGCUUUAUAACAGAGCCAUUAUUAUUUGCAAUCGCAUUAAUUAAUACCGGAUCUGUGCUGUUUCUUUUAGUAUACUUCAUGAUCACAUUAUCAGAUCUCGAAUGUGAUUAUUUAAAUGCCCAACAAUGUUGUUCUAAAUUGAAUGCGUGGGUUACUCCAAAGUUAGUGACGCAUACAUUUUUGGUAUUUUUGUUAUUAAUACAUGGCCAAUUAAUAUUAACUUUGGUUAAUUUGCCUAUGACUUUAUGGUUGUUCUAUGAGUAUUUCAGUGUUCCUAGUGGAAAUAUGGGUGUAUAUGAUCCCACAGAGAUCCACAAUCGUGGAGAAUUAAAAAGACACACUAGGAAUUGUUUGAUUUAUCUUGGAUAUUAUUUAAUAUUCUUUUUCAUUUAUCUUUAUUGCAUGAUCAUUGCAUUGUUGAAGGGAGAUCCGGUAAAUAGAAAUGCGGAUGAUCUUGUAGACUUCUAACCAAAUAAAUAAUUCUUGUAUAUGUUUUAUACUUGCGCGAUAAUGUUGUGUGUAGAGCAAUUAAUUUGUUGCGAUACAUUAAUCUCAUAUAUGUUGUUUAGAACGUAUAAUUGAAAUUAUUUCACAUUCAGACGUCUGUACUCAAACAAAUUUCUGGAUUAGUGAGGUAAUAUUUGGUCUAUAUCAAAAAUAUUUUUUUAAGGUACUAUUUUAUUGUU